This is a messenger RNA of Oncorhynchus mykiss (rainbow trout), 585 nucleotides long. NCBI's taxonomy places the organism in Eukaryota, Metazoa, Chordata, Actinopteri, Salmoniformes, Salmonidae. The record is from RefSeq and is a predicted model, not a curated record.
CCUGGGUCACAUGGUGCAGAGCUGCACCCCUACCCGUGUCAUGAAUGCCCUGCUGGUCGGUGGGCUGAGCCACCGUAACGCUGCGGUGAGGAGCUGUACUGCUCAGCACCUGGAGAGACUGGCUGAGGUCAUGGGGACGGCUCGUCUCCUGUCGGGGAAGAAAGACCUCACUGACCGUUUCUUGAUUGCCGUUAGUAAACUGGCUGUGGACCCUGCACAGGAAGUCAGGUGGGAAGUUCCUCCUGUAAAGUAGCUUGCUUCAACAUAACAGUUAAGGCCGGGAUUCAAUCCAUGGCUCGCUAUAGCACUAGAUCGCCGACAAUGCAGCUUUUAAAGGUAAUUUAGUCUUGAGUCAACAUCUGCAGUGUUUACCACGAAUACAAAUUGAAAUUGCCUUUAAAAGCCACAUUGUCGGCUGUCUACAGCAUCUGUGCUAAAGGGUGUCAUGGAUUGAAUUGCGGAUUUUAGGUAUUCGAAAACAACCACAGGUUCUCUUGGAGGGGAAUAGUAAUUGAAAACAAAAAGGAAAAAUUAUAAAUACAAAUAAGUUCUACGUGGCAUAGGAAAAUCCAAGUCCAGGCACCC